Messenger RNA from Gossypium raimondii (Peruvian cotton), 2861 nucleotides. Its product is annotated as pentatricopeptide repeat-containing protein At3g13880. Lineage: Eukaryota; Viridiplantae; Streptophyta; Magnoliopsida; Malvales; Malvaceae. The coding region runs from base 531 to 2504 and encodes 657 amino acids. Gene Ontology annotation, molecular function: protein binding; RNA binding. The record is from RefSeq and is a predicted model, not a curated record. The transcript has a single exon. Gene Ontology annotation, biological process: RNA modification.
UAAGGUAAAGUUGCAAUCCAAUCCAAAUAUUGCAUUCAAAGUGAAAGAUGGAGUUUACGUCAUCUCAUAUCCAAGAAUGUCGGUUCAACUUUUCGUGAUCUACCAUGAUAGAAAAUUCCAAAUCAAUUUUUUUUGUUUUUUAUCUCGAUAUAUUUACUAGAAAGUCUCAGUAUUAAUAAAAUUUGAAGUAAUAUUGUUUAAAUUGAACUGAUCAGUAAAAGAGGAAGAAUUAAGAAUUGAUCAGAGCACCGAGAGCACCGAUUCCAUUAGAAAAGUUACAUCAAUAUAAUCUGAUUGAAUCAAAGUUAAAAAUAAAUUAAAUUCAUACAACAGACCAUCAAUUACACCAUCAUAAAAACUUUAAUUUGAAUAUCAAAGUUCACCAUCAUAAAAACCUUAAUUUGAAUAUCAAGUUCAGUCGGUAAAAAACAGCCCGGCCCGCCGGGAUGCAUCUUCCAUAUAUUCUUAUUUCUGUUGAUAGCUACUAAAUUGUGUGUAGAUGGCAACAUGAUCAGAAUGUUACACGAUCAAUGAGGCUAAGUGGAUUUUUGUCGUUGGUACGUACGUUGCCAAUCUUGGCACAAUCGAAUUACAGGGCCUUUACAUCAUACUGUAAUAUAAACCCUGAUCUGGGUGUUUACUACAAAAACAAAACAAUUAAUGAAUUAAUCAGAUCCAGGCGUCUCGACGAUGCCCAGAACCUUUUCGAUCAAAUGUCUAUAAGAGAUAGCAUUACAUAUAAUUUGCUAAUUACUGGGCACGGUCGAUAUGGGAAUCCAAAGCAAGCACUGUAUAUUUAUAAGGAAAUGGUUUCACAGGAAAUCCAAGAAACUGGUCCUACAUAUUCGUCUGUGAUUACUGUUUGUGCGAAUGAGGGGUUUUAUAGAGAAGGUAUUCAAGUUCAUUGCAGGGUGAUUUCACUUGGGUUUGGAUUGAAUUUGUUUAUUGGGAGCUCACUUGUUAACCUAUAUCUUCAUAUGGGACUUGUUGAUGUGGCUUGGAAGUUGUUCGAUCAAUUGCCUGAACGGAAUUUAGCCGCAUGGAAUCUGCUGUUAAACGGGUUUUUGGAGCUUGGAAAAAUAGAGGAAUUAUUUGGGUUGCACGACCAAAUGAAAUGGGAGGGUGUCAAGCCAAAUGGUCUUAGUUUUUGUUAUUUAAUUCGUGCUUGCUGUAAUGCGAGGUUUCUGGACGAAGGAAUGCAGCUGCAUUGUCAUGUGAUUAAAGCUGGAUGGGUGGAAUGCAAUGUUUUUGUUGCCAAUGCUUUGGUGGACUUUUAUUCUGCUUGUGGGAAUUUCAUUGAUGCUAGGAAAGCGUUUUUGUUAAUUCCUGUUGAAGAUGUGAUAUCAUGGAAUUCCAUCAUUUCUGUAUAUGUGGAGAAUGAUUUGUUGUAUGAUGCUAUUGAAUUACUUAGUAGGAUGCAUUUCUGGGAUAAAAAGCCUUCAAUUCGUUCCUUUGUGGGGCUCUUGAAUUUAUCCAGUAGAAGAGAGAAUAUUCUGUUAGGGAGGCAAAUUCACUGUUUUAUAACAAAAGUAGGGUUUGAUUUAGGGAGUGUUCAUAUUCAGUCAGCGUUAAUUGAUAUGUAUGGAAAAUGUGGUGAAAUUGAAAGCUCUCUGUCUGUAUAUGGGAGGGCAUCUAAGAGAACUUUGGAGUGUUGUAACUCAUUAAUAACCUCCUUUUUGCACUGUGGUAUCACUGGUGACGUGUUUGAGAUUUUUGGUUUGAUGGUUGAUGAAGGAAUUAGGAUUGAUGAGGUUACUCUUUCUACAACACUAAAAGCAUUAUCACUGUCUACUUGGGCUAGUUUGGACAGCUGCAGACUGUUGCACUGCUGUGCUAUAAAAUCCGGUUAUGAAUCUGAUGUCGCAGUUUCAUGUUCUCUUAUUGAUUUGUAUUCAAGAUGUGGGCAUUUUGAACUCUCCCGCAAGGUUUUCGAAACCCUUCCUUUACCAAACAUCUUCUGCUUUGCAUCUAUAAUCAAUGGAUAUGCCCGAAAUGGUAUGGGCAAUGAAAGUGUCAGCCUGUUGGAAGCAAUGAUCCAGAAGGGCCUAGUACCUGAUAAGGUGACAUUCUUAUGUGUUUUAAAUGGGUGCAACCAUGCAGGAUUACUUGAAGAAGGAAAGUUUGUGUUUAACUUGAUGAAAUCUUUUGGCAUUUGCCCAGAACGACAACAUUUUUCGUGUAUGGUAGAUCUUUUAGGCCGUGCAGGUCUAGUGUAUGAAGCUGAGGAGUUGCUGCAACAGUCACCAGGAGGGGGUGAUUCUGUAAUGUGGAGCUCAUUGCUGCGAAGUUGUGGGGUCCACAAGAAUGAAAUAGUCGGUAAAAGAGUGGCAAAAGUCUUGAUGGAGCUUGGUCAGGAUAGUUUUGCCAUUUAUUUGCAAGUGUCAAAUUUUUAUUCUGAAGUUGGGGAAUUUAAAGCCUCAUUACAAAUCAGAGAACUUGCUAUGGCUAGAAAGGUGAUGAGGGAGAUUGGUCACAGUUCAAUUGAGGUGAAGACUUACAGUUAACAUGCUUUUCUUAUACUGCUAAAAUUUACCUCGCAUUGUCAUCCAGCUGAGAACUUUGGAACAAUGCUUGCUAGUCUGUUCCAGCAUUAUUUCCAUGAAAGUAAAACCUGUUCGUGAAAUCUUCAUCUUCUGCUUAAAUCUUCUAAAGAUCUGUUGCUUUAGCUUGAAGCCUUGGCUUGUAACUGGAAAAGGACCCCUUUCCCUCCUGAUUCGCUAAUUCAAGUUUCUUUUUAAGGUACUGAUUGCCCCACAGAAUAUCCAUGCAUGCAUGCAUGGUGCUUUUUUUUUUUCAUUUCUCAAUUUAUAGAAUAGGGUUUACUAAAUAAUAUAAUAUAAUACACUUUGUUGAUUCAUUUA